This is a messenger RNA of Parasteatoda tepidariorum (common house spider), 1011 nucleotides long. RefSeq lists its product as uncharacterized. The record is from RefSeq and is a predicted model, not a curated record. NCBI's taxonomy places the organism in Eukaryota, Metazoa, Arthropoda, Arachnida, Araneae, Theridiidae.
UUCUUCCUUUACAACAAUAGUGAUAGGAGAGUUGGGACGCUUAAUUCUGAGCAGAAUGGGGUCCAUUUUGAAUUUGCACUCAUUUUACUUUUUUUUAAUACUUGCAUGUAGCUUCUUGGAAAUCUAUGGCAGAGGAGGUUUUGGUGGAGGCAGAGGAGGUUCUGGUGGAGGCAGAGGAGGUUCUAGAGGCGGAUACAGAAGUCGUAGCAGCUCUGGAUCAAGCGCUAGCAGCAGAUAUAAACCAAGCAGUGGUAGUAGUUCUGGAUCAAGUAGCAGCGGUAGUUCCGGAUCAAGUAGUAGCAGUAGUUCCAUAUCAAAAAGCGGUGGUAACUAUGGAUCAAAAAGUGGUGGCACUUCUAAAUCUAGUGCAAACCAAGGAAGCAGUUUCAGAGCUAUCCCAAUUUAUAUCAAUCAUAAUCACAGAAUGAAUGAAGACAUUUUGAACUUAAAUCGGAUCAAUGAUAAUUAUGAUCGUAAAUCCCAAGAACAUCAUGAAAGUAAAAUAGAUGCUAUGGAAACCCGUAGACCAUGGAUAUACCGCUACACAACGUCUCGACCCAGGAAUAUUCUAAAAGCGAAACCUCGAGAUAAUGCGUUGGAAUAUCGAAACUGGAGAAAAUUAAGUGAGCCAUCCGAUCCUUUUCAAGGACGAAUAGAUGAAAUAAACGAAAAUUCCAGAAAAAUGAAAGAAUUGUCAGUCUUUGAUUCAUAUGGAGAUCGUAGAAAUCGCUUUCAGAAACGUCACAUUUGUGAGGGAUCCCAGUGUUUCCAUGAGGGAGGAAGAAAAAUGGGGGAUGAUAUAACCGCUGUCAACCCCAGACAUGCUCAAAAUUCAAAAAGUGAAAGACGAAAAAGAAACGUCUCUUUUUAAAGAUUGCCAAACAGGGUAAAAACGUAAUUUUUAAAAUUCCAUAUUUAUCAACGUAACUAUCAGCAUUGAUAAGAGGAAAAAAAAUGUAAGAUUGUAAGAUGAUUUAAGGAAAAAAAAUAUAUAAACAUGCUUUUGUCUUA